Molecule: messenger RNA, 879 nt
Organism: Aspergillus niger
Lineage: Eukaryota; Fungi; Ascomycota; Eurotiomycetes; Eurotiales; Aspergillaceae
Exons: 5
Coding region: 1-879 (292 amino acids)
Source: RefSeq, a predicted model, not a curated record
AUGUUUAACUGGAGUAAGGACCUUUUACGACAAGUGCUCGGCGUCUUGGAAUUGGAGCCCAAAGUUGGUGGCGUCACAACGCUGAUAGCAGCACACGGCUUGGACGCUCGAGAUCCAGAAACGAUCACGGUGUGGGAAGCUCUUGAGUCUCGACGCAUGAGCAUGCGCAAUAUCGACAUUGCAGCCUCCAGCUGGCUUGAUGGUAGUCAAACAGUUCUUACUGGGCGGACUGCAGCUUAUCGAGCCCGUAUCUUAAAAGACCCAGAGUAUCUAUCUGCUUUUACAAACGAGCACUGGCUUGGGAGAUAUCGCAUGCAUUGCGGCGAUGACCAAUUCGCUACCCGCUGGCUGUUGAAUCACGGUUGGGAAGGUCGUAUCCAGACAGGAGCUACGAUCUAUAGCGAGGCCCUCUGCGACAGCCGGCAUAUCAAACAGACCCUACGAUGGGCAAGAAAUGGGAAGAUCUCGAGUGCGAAGCGGAUUUUCUCGAAACGCAUGUGGAAAGAAUACCCAUGGCUAUCAUUACUUACAGCUCAAACCGUUGUCGCCAUGAUAAUUCAAAUAUGGCGUCUCUCAUUUCUGGUGUAUAGUUUCUCUGACCCAUGGCUUCUAAUUGAAAGGCUUUUCCGCCCAAGAUGGUAUCUCAGGCAUUUAGGGGCCCAGAUCGUGAAGGAUUUCUUCCAGCACUAUUUUGUUACUUUCUAUACAACGAUAACACUUCAUGCACUCUGUUUCACCCCGGCAUUAGAUACUAAAACAAUUACAGACUUAACCUCCGGGGAAAGCGCGUCGCGCGAGCUGAUACACAAAAGUCAUCCGCUGCGACUACAAGCUAAGCAUGUAGACAAUGCAAGGAGACAGGUCCUUGCGUUAGCCUAA